Messenger RNA from Spodoptera exigua (beet armyworm), 782 nucleotides. NCBI's taxonomy places the organism in Eukaryota, Metazoa, Arthropoda, Insecta, Lepidoptera, Noctuidae. The record is from the annotation of a GenBank genome assembly.
UAAUGAAAAUACUCGCCAUUAACAAAAUUAAAACUUAACGCAACUUUCAAAUUGAUUGCCAAUUUGCUGUAAUUUGAUAAGUACUUCUUGUUGUUUCUCGGUAUAUUAUUUUAAUUUUUAAAGAAAUGGGUAGACGUUUUGGCGAUCUCGCGGUUAUAAGAGGAAUAAUUUAUUAUAAACUGUCACCACAUGAACAAAAGCCUUUCGCUACAGCUUUUGCAUAUGGAAUUCCGAACUUUGUACCAAGGACCUUAUCUACCAUGUAUACGUGGCUCCCAUGUUUCUUAAUUGGUUUCAUAACAUAUGCAUCCGUAGAAGAAGCUUAUCGUAGAUCGAAAAGGAAGAACCUAAGAGACUACAUGCAUGAAGUAGACCCCACCCUGCCUGAAGCAUGCCUUCCGAAAUAAUUAUUUUAUAAAUUGACGUUGCUGCUUUAUCGCUGAAUAAAAUAUUAUAGACACUGACGGUUUACAGUUUCAUUGAUUACUUCAUAAUGAAUAAAUUAAUUAAUUUCGGAAAGUUCUGCACCGUUGGCGCAGUAGCAGCGUGUAUGUGAAGUUGUAUUUGCAAACCCUCCGACUUAGUAUAGUGCAACAUUUUCUAAGAAGUAAAACGAAGACCAACUCCUAACGCUUCUUCAAAACGGCAGAACAGUUUUAUGGGACAAUCUUGUAAAAGUGAACUACCAUGUGAACGUUGCAUCCUGUUUCUUUACCAUUGAUAGAUUAUGGGUUCAUUUUAUUCUAAAUACUAAUUAAAAACGGUUUUAGAAAAAUCUAAAA